This is a messenger RNA of Scedosporium apiospermum, 462 nucleotides long. RefSeq lists its product as uncharacterized. The record is from RefSeq and is a predicted model, not a curated record. Lineage: Eukaryota; Fungi; Ascomycota; Sordariomycetes; Microascales; Microascaceae. The transcript has 3 exons. The coding region runs from base 1 to 462 and encodes 153 amino acids.
AUGGGGUCCACGAUCAAUGCGAUCAAGACCCUCAUCGUACCAGCCGUCAUCUCCCUCAUCAUCUUCCUCACCUCCCGAUUCGUCAUCGUGCCCCUCUGGCGACGGUACCGCCAGCGCUACAGCCAGUACCUACCGAUCGACACGAUAUCAAACCACACCAUGACGUUACGGCAAAGGCUGCAGGGUGCGUAUUCGGGAAUGUUGGCGCCUACGUGGAGGAGACGGUUCCGUUCGCGGGUGGUCGUGGGGGGAGACGAGGAGGUGGUGAGCGACGACGAGUAUACUUCGGAAGAAGGGGAGGAGCUGGCGGAUGUCGAUGUUGAGUCCUGGUCUUCGGCGGCACAUGGUGGGAGUAGGACGGAUAUUCCGAGCAGUGAUAGGAGGCUAAGUCGAGAUCUCGAAGAAGGGUUUCGAAGUGAGAGUGACGACGAUGACAAUAGAAACGAAAACUACCGGCGCUAA